This is a messenger RNA of Ramularia collo-cygni, 1896 nucleotides long. RefSeq lists its product as uncharacterized. The transcript has 3 exons. Gene Ontology annotation, molecular function: D-alanine-D-alanine ligase activity; metal ion binding; ATP binding. The record is from RefSeq and is a predicted model, not a curated record. Lineage: Eukaryota; Fungi; Ascomycota; Dothideomycetes; Mycosphaerellales; Mycosphaerellaceae. Bases 1 to 1896 code for a protein of 631 amino acids.
AUGCCUGCUAAGAUCACUCUCGCUGAUGGUGAUGACCUUCCAGACCUUAACGGUGCAACGACGCCAUUCUCCUUGACCGUCAGUAGCGACGACAAGACCAGUGUCAUAACCAAGCUACACAGCAUCGAUAUCAUCUUCAACAAUGAUCAACCCCUCAAAGCGUGCUCCAAGACCACGAAACUAAAUGGAAYUCACCUGGAAAAAGCCGAAGAGAGCGCUGGACUCUCGUUCUAUCGCCGUUUUCGACAACAUGCCGCGAGCAGCCAAAAGGCCUAUGUUGCAGCCAGGCUCUUCUUCCCUUGCACUACAGGCUACGUGUCAUGGGCCGGAGUAUUUCAGUCGCGCAUGGUGGACUGUCCACAGGUCAUCGAUCUCUUCAGUGCACUCAAGUCUCUGCAAUCACUGUCACCAAGUCAGCCGCCGGGUAAGGAGGAUGAMAUACCUUCAAUAUUCGCAGAAGCUGUCGCGGGCCUGAUGAUCGAAAGCUCUAGUAAACAGGAUCUAGACAAGCAGUGGCUGUCGUUAGACAAAGAAUUGAUUCGACGCUUUUCCUUGCCCUGGUUAAGCCCAGCACCAUUGGAAAGAACUCGAAUUGCAGUCGUAGAAGGAGGCUUCAACCUCGCGUUCCGGCAGAACAUGCUCGAUCGUGCUUUACAGCUUGGCAUCAACUUGGUCAUCCUCGAUAAACCAGGUCACUGGCUAGCAAGUCCGGAUCACUCCCUUCUCCGGGAAGCCUUCCUACCCAUGGACAUGACCCUGGAUGACGACUUACCAAAGCGAAUUGUCGAAGCGAUGAAAGAAACCGGACUGAAAUUCGAUGGCAUCAUAUCCUUCUCCGACUCGUAUCUUGUGGCUACUGGCACGGCUGCUGAGAUGUUGAACCUAGAGACAUCACCAUCAACUUCGCUUGCCAAGGUGGUGAACAAACAUACAUGCCGCGAAUCUAUGAAAGACCAGCCCAAAGCGUUCGGCUGUACCAGCUUUGAGGAUCUCAUGGAGCAGGUGCAGAAAUCACAACACCCACUAUCAUACCCUCUUGUUGUCAAACCAGUAGUAGGGGGUGGCUCACAGGGCGUCACGCGAGUGAAUGCCGAGCACAUGCUGGAAUCGACAAUUCACUCUUUGGUCCUCCAACAUGGGAAAGAUCUGGCUGUAGAGCCGUACAUCGACGGCCCUGAAUUCGACGUCAACUUUGUGCUUCUGGACAAGAAAAUCAUCUUCUGCGAGUUUUCAGACAAUCUGCCGUGUGCGGGAGAUAUAGCCGGCGCGGGAGAACACGACUCUUUCCUUGAGACAGGGAUGAUAUACCCUUCUGCUCUAGACCAGUCCGAACAGGAUUUGGCAAAGCAGUAUUUGCAUCAAGCGCUGCUGGAUCUGGGUUUCUCGACAGGAGUAUUCCAUGUCGAAGCCCGCAUGAUGAACUCCGCGAAAGAAUUMGCAGUCGGACAGAAUGGAGUUCUCGAUCUCCAACGAAAAGAGGCUGAUCUUGCCACUGGCUCUUCCCCUGGGAUCUUCAUCUAUGGAAUCGACUAUCACGUCAUACAGCUACUACUUGCGGUAGGCGCCACACAGCGUGCGGAACAGCUGUGUCAUUCUUUCGUUGGCGGGACACAGCAUGCAUGCGCUGAAAUUGUCUUCAUACCGGCUCUUGCGGGCGGGACUUUCAAUUCCGAUGACGUUGUGCAGGAACUCAUGGAUGGUGAACCGGAGCUCAAAACUGCCGUUAUGGAAUACUAUUUGAUGCUUCAUCGAGGGGAUAAGGUUCCUGAUCCACGGCAGGGUAAACUUCGCUUCGUUGCUACUCUUCUCGUGGCAUCCGAUAGUCGUCAGGAGACGCUGCGUCUUGGUGCAAUGGCCCAAGCAGGCGUCAAAUAUAGUUUACUGCCAGCAGAAUAG